Molecule: messenger RNA, 462 nt
Organism: Mesoplodon densirostris (Blainville's beaked whale)
Lineage: Eukaryota; Metazoa; Chordata; Mammalia; Artiodactyla; Ziphiidae
Gene: IL21
Product: interleukin 21
Exons: 5
Coding region: 1-462 (153 amino acids)
Biological process (GO): positive regulation of natural killer cell mediated cytotoxicity; immune response
Cellular component (GO): extracellular region
Molecular function (GO): cytokine receptor binding
Source: RefSeq, a predicted model, not a curated record
AUGAGAUCCAGACCUGGCAACAUGGAGAGAAUAGUCAUCUGCCUGAUGGUCCUCUUCUCAGGGACAGUGGCCCAUAAAUCAAGCUUCCAAGGGCAAGAUCGCCUCUUGCUUAGACUGCAUCAACUUAUAGAUAUUGUUGAUCAGCUGAAAAACUAUGUGAAUGACUUGGACCCUGAAUUUCUGCCAGCUCCAGAAGAUGUAAAGAGACACUGUGAGCGGUUGGCUUUUUCAUGUUUUCAGAAGGUCCAACUAAAGUCAGCAAAUACCGGAGACAAUGAAAAGAUAAUUAAGAUAUUAACUAAACAGCUGAAGAGGAAACUACCUCCCACAAAUGCAGGGAAAAGACAGAAACAUGAACUAACAUGUCCUUCAUGUGAUUCUUAUGAGAAAAAACCACCCAAAGAAUUCCUAGAAAGACUAAAAUCACUCAUCCAAAAGAUGAUUCAUCAGCAUCUCUCCUAG